Choloepus didactylus (southern two-toed sloth) is the source of this 4259-nucleotide messenger RNA. It is a transcript of the gene GPT2, whose product is annotated as glutamic--pyruvic transaminase 2. Gene Ontology annotation, molecular function: pyridoxal phosphate binding; L-alanine:2-oxoglutarate transaminase activity. The transcript has 11 exons. The coding region runs from base 341 to 1912 and encodes 523 amino acids. The record is from RefSeq and is a predicted model, not a curated record. Gene Ontology annotation, biological process: biosynthetic process. Lineage: Eukaryota; Metazoa; Chordata; Mammalia; Pilosa; Megalonychidae.
GCGGCGGAGCAGGAGCGGGGGAAUUGCUCCCGGCGCGCGCGCUAGCCUGGCCGCGGUGAGGGCUACGGGGCGGCAGGCACGUUGCAUGCCCUGGGCACCGCCUUUGAGAAGCGCGGCUGUGCGGCGCUCGAGCGCUGCAGUGGCGCGGUGAAGUGUCCCGGCGCCAGGGGAUGGGCACCCGGCCCCAGAGCCAGGCUGGCACCGCAAGCUGAAGGAGCCCUGGGCUGAGCUGGGCUGAGCUGGGCUGAGGUGGCGGUGGGCGGGUGCCCUCCUCGGGCUGUGCGCGACGUGUGGUUCUUCUUUGUGUGUGUGUGUCAAGAUAUCCCUGGGCAGGCGAGCGAUGCAGCGGGCGGCGGUGCUGGUCCGGCGGGGAUGCUGCCCCCAGGCCCGGGGCUCCUGGGGCCGCAGCCAGAGCAGUGCGGCCGCGGAGGCCUCGGCCGUGCUCAAGGUGCGGCCCGAGCGGAGCCCGCGCGAGCGCAUCCUCACGCUGGAGUCGAUGAACCCGCAGGUGAAGGCGGUGGAGUACGCGGUGCGGGGGCCCAUCGUGCUCAAGGCCGGCGAGAUCGAGCUCGAGCUGCAGCGAGGUAUCAAAAAGCCCUUCACUGAGGUCAUCCGUGCUAACAUUGGGGACGCCCAGGCCAUGGGCCAGCAGCCAAUCACCUUCCUCCGACAGGUGAUGGCACUCUGCACCUACCCAAACCUGUUGGACAGCCCCAGCUUCCCAGAAGAUGCUAAGAAACGAGCCCGGCGGAUCCUGCAGGCUUGUGGCGGGAACAGCCUGGGGUCUUACAGUGCUAGCCAGGGCGUCAACUGUAUCCGUGAAGAUGUGGCCGCCUACAUCACCAGGAGAGACGGGGGCGUGCCUGCGGACCCAGACAACAUCUACCUGACCACUGGAGCUAGCGAUGGCAUUUCUACCAUCCUGAAGAUCCUGGUGUCGGGGGGCGGCAAGUCGCGGACCGGCGUGCUGAUCCCCAUCCCGCAGUAUCCCCUCUACUCAGCUGUCAUCUCGGAGCUCGACGCCAUCCAGGUGAACUACUACCUGGAUGAGGAGAGCUGCUGGGCCCUGGACGUGAACGAGCUGCGGCGGGCCGUGCGGGAGGCCGAAGGCCACUGCGAUCCCAAGGUGCUCUGCAUCAUCAACCCCGGGAACCCCACAGGUCAAGUGCAAAGCAGAAAGUGCAUAGAAGAUGUGAUUCACUUUGCCUGGGAAGAGAAGCUCUUUCUCCUGGCUGAUGAGGUUUACCAGGACAAUGUGUAUUCUCCGGACUGCAGAUUCCACUCCUUUAAGAAGGUGCUUUACGAGAUGGGGCCUGAGUAUUCGAGCAACGUGGAGCUGGCCUCCUUCCACUCCACCUCCAAGGGCUACAUGGGCGAGUGUGGCUACAGAGGAGGCUACAUGGAGGUGAUCAACCUGCACCCUGAAAUCAAGGGCCAGCUGGUGAAGCUGCUCUCCGUACGUCUGUGUCCGCCGGUGUCUGGGCAGGCCGCCAUGGACAUCGUUGUCAACCCCCCAGUACCAGGAGAGGAGUCCUUUGAGCAGUUCAUCAGGGAGAAGGAGUCUGUCCUGGGUAACCUGGCCAAGAAAGCAAAGCUGACAGAACACCUGUUUAACCAGGUUCCAGGAAUUCACUGCAACCCCCUGCAGGGAGCCAUGUAUGCCUUUCCUCGGAUCUUCAUCCCCGUCAAAGCCGUAGAAGCAGCUCAGGCCCGUAAAUUGGCCCCGGAUAUGUUCUACUGCCUGAAACUCCUUGAGGAGACUGGCAUCUGUGUUGUGCCCGGCAGCGGCUUUGGACAGAGAAAAGACACUUACCACUUCAGAAUGACCAUUCUCCCUCCAGUGGAAAAACUGAAGACAGUCCUACAGAAAGUGAAGGACUUCCACAUAAAGUUCCUGGAGGAGUACGCCUGAGGGCCCCGCCACCCCAGGGGGAAGCCGUCCUUGGGCCUUCCUUCUCAUGGCACCUGGGUCAGCCUGGACUCGUCCCCCCUUCCCUGGUGACUCUGCCUCAGGCCUCCCAGAGGUCGCUGGUCGCAUUCAUCGUCAUUCUGCCCCAGGAGACUUCUUUCUCUGUGCCUUGAUGUUGGGAGCACUUCUCUGCGCAAAUGUGAAGAUGCAACAUCUCAGAGGCCCUGUGUUUUGAUGCAACCAAAGUAGAGGGACUCACUUAGCAGACACGGCCGGGGCUCUCUGAAUCUGUUGACGGUGUUGCUUUCAGUAAGUUCACUUGGAGUUUUCACACAACUAGGGUGUGUUGGGUGAGAUGCUUUGGCUCUGGAGAAACAAGCAGGUGCGGGACAUGUCAUGUAUAACUUUACCAUGGCAAGGACUGGAAACCCCAAACUCACCAGCGUGAUGAAAUAAAACCCUCAGCAGUGUCAAACAGUGGAGCCUGGAUGUCCAUUGGAGCCUUGGAAAGGGUCUUCCUUUCUGGGCUGAAGGCAGGCAACACCUCAGAUAGGGUGAGGGCAGCUGCACACAGGAUGGACAGCCCGCCAGGUUAGACUGUGGCAGGCACUGGGGGAUUAGGCCAAGAUCAGGGUCCUGCAGGGAGUGAGAGGGUCUGAGCCAGGCUCAAGUCAGAGCUGUGCGGGAGGUGCUGAGGACUCGGCUUGGGUAUGUCGGGUUCCCCUGACAUGCUUAGGCUGGGACCCAUGUCUGAGAGGUGUCUCUGGACUUCAGGGACACAGGAUGCAGGCCCAGCAAUGUCCCAGUUACACGGAUCUGUCCUGCUGGUGGUUUGCUCCCAGGGGCUUGAGCCUUUACAUACAUCGCCCCCUGCUGGCGGCAGGCAGGACAGUGAAAGGCUGAAAAUGUCCUCAUCAGGGCUGGCCUCAAGGACGUGGCAUCUGUUGAAUUGUUGAAUUUGGUUCAUUCCCUAGCUCUUAAUUGGUUAUAGUGCCUGGUAGCUCAGCUGUUGUGGAGGAGUACAUGUGAUCUGAUGGGAAGUUUAUCGUCGUGUUUUAACUUAAUACAGAGUGUCUGCCUCUUUCCACGUUGGCUGCUGGCUCCCCUCCUAGAGUCUGUAACUGCCCUAUAGCAUCACCUGCCUCUCAGACCAGGGGGUGUCACCCACCAGGUAUACCACUUCCCUGGCAUUAGCAAACCCGGGAGGGGCCUGACUCAGACCCCAGGAAAGCAGCUGCGGGCAACAGCAGGCUUGGUACCUUCUUCUCCUUCAUCGAGAAUCCUCCCCGCUUACCAUCUGCCUUGCCCAGGAGUGGUUAGGAAAGCCAAAGCAGCUCAGGAGUCUGGGGGCCCAGUAAGUCCCAAAGUGGAAUUGACGGAGCUGGAGAGAGAACUCAGAAGAGGCUAGAAAAGUGAGGUUUGCAAGUAGCCUUCGAUGCUAUAAUGUCCAUGCUAGGUCCGUGCAGGGGGAUGCAGGAGAAAACUUCAAACUUGCAUCACUCACUAGCAUUACAGUCCCUAAGAAGAAAGUAGCCUCAAUUUCAAAUUACGAAAGGGAACGCUUUGGAACUUUUCUUCUCCUUAAAAAAAAGUUUAAAAAAAUUGCACUUGCACUUGUUGCAUGGUGUGUAAGCCAGGAUGUGUCCCAGAGGUGUGAGAUUUCUUGUUUGUAGCUUAUGAAGGAUAAUGGUCACUCAAUACAUUCUAUGUGAGAGGAAAGGUCAAACGGUGGAAGCUAGUAUAUUUUUUAUAUUUUUCUAACAAUUGCUUUUUUCAUGGGGGGAGGAGGGGUUAGUAUUUGUAGUUUUAACAAGUCCAAUAGUGUUUUUAUAAAUCUCUUCAGAUUAUAAAUAACCCCUAAAAUCUUUGCAACAUUUACAUAAUUUUUAAGGAGCAAACCAAGCCGUAUACACUUGGUUUGCUUUUUAAAAAAAUGCACACGUAAGGUCAGCUAGUCUAGGAGGUUAAUUUCGGAUAAAAGUGCUGAUCUUCAUUGAUUUGAUUUUCUACAGAUUCUAUCCUGGUGCCUUUCCUGUCAGGGCACUGCCAAAGAAAGUUGUCAUUUGGGGUCACACUUUGAAUCUACACCUGUGCAGUUUUCUGUGUUUGUCCAGAUCCACAGUGGGUGGAGCUGGGGGAGCACUGGGCUGGACCUGGGACACACGCUGCCUCCCACCUUGAGGCCGGCUGGUUCUUCUGUUCCGAUGUUGUAUGAAACUUGCUCCAAGAGCAGACAGGCCUGCCUGUGCCUGUUUUCCAAAUUGGGUUCUCCCAGGCGUCUCCUGUCCAAGGUACCUAAUGAUAGCUCUGUUAGAAGUUUCUAAACAAUAAAAUAAUGUCCAAAAUGCUG